AUGGGAAAGAAAGUCGAGUUGGCGAAGACAACAGUGGACACCACUUACACCCUCUGCUUCACGAGCGGAACAACCGGGCUGCCCAAGGCAGCCAGAAUGGACCACGACGGGAUGCUUCACAACCUGACCGUGUGUGCCAGUUACCCCUCCGUAAACAUCACUUGCGAAGACGUGCAUCUUUCGUAUUUGCCCCUCCCGCACUGCUUCGAAAGACUGAUCAUUCUCUACGUGCUCAGCCAGGGGGCUCAAACCGUGUUUUAUCGAGGUGAUACGCUAGCCCUGAUGGACGAUCUCAGGCUCGUGAAGCCGACCUUCUGGAUCAGUGUCCCCAGGCUCAUGAAUCGGCUAUACGACGGGCUGCAGAAGACACUCCUGCCCACGCCCGACGCCCCUGCGAAGGCCGCGCUAGACGCCAAGAUCGCCUUCAUCCAAUCGACCGCUCAGUAUGCCCACGCCUAACUGGACGAAAAGGUGUUUAACAAGACAAAGGCUUCCAUCGGCGGACGAGUCCGCUUUAUCAUCACCGGCAGCGCACCCAUCUCCGCGGAGGUCCUUGAAUUCUUGAAGGCGACUCUGUGCUGCCCGAUCAUCGAGGGGUACGGCCAGACCUAGUCCUACGCUGCCUCCUUCUUAACCACGAAGUAAGACUUCACUGCUGGUCAUGUUGGAGGAAUCACUAUGUGCAGUGAGUUCCGGCUGGAGGAUGUGCCUGACCUUGACUAUCUGACUACUGACAAGGACGAGUCAGGCCAGCCCCGUCCCCGAGGCGAGGUGUGCAUCAGAGGGGCUGUCAUCCGAGGCUACUUCAAAUAGCCUGAACGCACGAAAGAGGUCCUGGACGAAGAGGGUUGGCUCCACACGGGGGACAUCGGCAUGAUCAUGCCGAACGGGUCGCUGAAGCUGAUCGACCGCAAAAAGAAUAUCUUCAAGCUACAGCAGGGUGAAUACGUUGCGCCAGAGCGUGUGGAAAAUGUCUAUGUGCAGCACGGCAUCGCGGCUGAAGUUUUUGUGCAUGGUGAAUCUUUGCAGAGCUACUGCGUGGCGGUCUGUGUCAUGGAUGCUAAUCGGAUUGAAGCUCUGGGAAAGGCAGUGGGUAUGGCUGACAGCCCGGGUGAUGACUUGGAAGUCCGGCGGAAAGUCCUGUCUGAGCUGAACGCACACGCCCGAAAGGUCGGACUCAAUGGCUACGAGCUGGCAAAGAACCUGGUGAUUACCAAGGAGCCGUUCAUGCUGAGAGGAAUUCUGACCACCACGAUGAAGAUGCAGCGGCAUCUAGCGAAGAAGGUCUUCGAGAAGGAACUGGCAGGGAUGUACGCGGAAGGAAUGAUCAUUUGA
This is a messenger RNA of Hippocampus zosterae (dwarf seahorse), 1335 nucleotides long. Its product is annotated as long-chain-fatty-acid--CoA ligase 5-like. Gene Ontology annotation, cellular component: endoplasmic reticulum; membrane. The transcript has a single exon. NCBI's taxonomy places the organism in Eukaryota, Metazoa, Chordata, Actinopteri, Syngnathiformes, Syngnathidae. Gene Ontology annotation, molecular function: long-chain fatty acid-CoA ligase activity. The record is from RefSeq and is a predicted model, not a curated record.